GUAAAUAAUAGAAAGACUUUAUUAAAUUAUUUCUAGUUUAUUAUAUAAAUGAGUAAACACAAGGACCAAUAUGUUAAUCAGAAUACAUCUCAAAACUUAACUCAGCUAGGACUCAAUGAAGAGGAAAAAUAUGAUAGCAUGAAGAGCAAAUCCAACCGCACAAGUUUCGAGUUUAAUUUUCAACAACAAGAAAUGAAUGAGGCAACCUACAUAGAAUCCAAAAGACAGAGACCAAAAAUAGAGGAGUAAUGUCUUUGAAUCCCACUUUUUUAUUGUAUUUUAUUUAUGAUAGUUUUUAAUUUUAAGCAAAAUCCUGCAAAAUCAGAAAGAAUGAGGAACUAAAUCCUUUUAGGCAUUAUGAAUUUCCUUGUCCUGAC
Molecule: messenger RNA, 377 nt
Organism: Moneuplotes crassus
Lineage: Eukaryota; Ciliophora; Spirotrichea; Euplotida; Euplotidae
Source: the annotation of a GenBank genome assembly